Hordeum vulgare subsp. vulgare (domesticated barley) is the source of this 1180-nucleotide messenger RNA. RefSeq names its product 2-methylene-furan-3-one reductase-like. Gene Ontology annotation, biological process: pteridine-containing compound metabolic process. Gene Ontology annotation, molecular function: zinc ion binding; oxidoreductase activity, acting on the CH-CH group of donors, NAD or NADP as acceptor. The record is from RefSeq and is a predicted model, not a curated record. The coding region runs from base 1 to 1008 and encodes 335 amino acids. Lineage: Eukaryota; Viridiplantae; Streptophyta; Magnoliopsida; Poales; Poaceae. The transcript is spliced from 6 exons.
AUGAUAUGGGCCUUCCACAGACUAGGGGUGUCUGGGCCUGCUCAGUCGUAUUUUGUGACACAGUUCAAGGGAGGAUUGCUUGCUCAGCUAUCUAUCUGUUGCACAAAAGCAUUCAUUGUGUUGCUGCCCUCUCCCUCCUCUUAUAGCAGCCUCGACCGCCUCUUCCCCGUGCUGGUGAAGGUGGCGGCCGCGGCGCUCAACCCCGUCGAUUCCAAGCGGCGCAUGGGCAAGUUCAAGGCCACCGACUCCCCACUCCCGACUGUGCCAGGGUACGACAUGGCCGGAGUCGUCGUCAAGGUCGGCAGCCAGGUAAAGAACCUCAAGGAGGGCGACGAGGUGUACGGCCACAUCAGCGAGAAGGUCCUCGAGGGUCCCAAACAGUUCGGCUCGCUGGCGGAGUACACCGCCGUGGAGGAGAAGCUGGUGGCCCUCAAGCCAAAGAGCAUCGACUUCGCGCAGGCCGCCGGUCUGCCGCUCGCCAUCGAGACCGCCCACGAGGGCCUCGAGAGGGCGGGCUUCUCCGCCGGCAAGUCCAUCCUUGUCCUCGGCGGCGCCGGUGGAGUCGGGUCCCUUGUCAUCCAGCUGGCGAAGCAAGUUUACGGCGCAUCGAAGGUGGCGGCCACAGCCAGCACCCCGAAGCUGGAGCUCCUGAAAAGCCUGGGAGCCGACGUGGCCAUCGACUACACCAAGGACAGCUUCGACGACAUGCCGGACAAGUACGACGUCGUGUUCGACGCAGUCGGCCAGGGCGAGAAGGCGGUCAAGGUGGUGAAGGAAGGCGGCAGCGUGGUGGUCCUCACCGGCGCGGUCACGCCGCCGGGGUUCCGGUUCGUGGUCACCUCCGACGGGUCCGUCCUGGCGAAGCUCAACCCUUACCUCGAGUCCGGGAAGGUGAAGCCGGUGGUCGACCCCAAGGGGCCUUUCCCCUUCUCCCAGGUCGUGGAGGCGUUUUCCUACCUCGAGACAGGAAGAGCCGCCGGCAAAGUGGUCAUUUCGCCUGUUCCAUGAGACACCGCUGUAAAUAGCUAGCAGCCAAGCACAAGUGGUGUGUUUUUGCCACGGAUUACUGAGCAAAAUAUUUGUUGGAUCGUGCAUACAAAGCAGAAAAAUAUGUGAUGUUAUGAGAGAUGGUUGUACGUUCCUCAAGUAUUACAAUGAACAUAGAUCUUGUUUUGUUCAA